CCGGGAGGUCCAUAGCCGUGACCAUCUCGUGGUACUAAUGGACGCCAACGCACGUACUGGCAGGAGGCGAGACGGAUGCUGCGAUGCCAAGAUUAUGGGCGCGUACGGACGCGACAUUAUGAACAACAACGGGGAACGACUUCUCGGACUGGCAGCAGACAACCGACUCUCCCUGAUCAACACCUACUUCCGGACACCGAAAGGAGGAGUGCAGCAUACGUUCCAGAGCUCCAACAAGGGGAAGGAGAAGCACCGCCUCGACUUCAUCCUCAUGCGACAGACGGACCGGCGUCUCGUACGUAAUGCCUCCGUCAAACGUGUCGAUUUCAAGGACUCUGACCACAACCUGGUGCAUACGACUGUCCGCUCCCCCCCCCGUGUCGCACCCAACCGACGAACGCGGGGAAACAGCGGAAGCAGCCGGAUCCGUAUCGACCUCGAACGGUUGAGGAAGGAUGUGCACCUACGGGCCGUCUUCCAAGACAGGGCUCUCAACCGCCCUCCGCCCACGGCCCUCAGCAGGCCAACGGGAGAGACCGCCGCCGAGCUCACCGCUGUGGUGAUGUCGGCCGCUGCGGAGAUCGCGCCGCUGGCGAGGAGCGCACGAGGGAAGGGAGGAUGGUACACGAGCGAAGCGCAGCACGAGAUUUCCGAAGCGUCUAGGGAGAUAAGAGUGGCCCAACAGCAGCUGCGCGGGGCCUCAAAGAACAGCGACUUAGAGACGACCCUGAAGGCGAAGCUCAAGGCGGCGCGGAAGAAACGCAGCAGCGCGAGGUGGAGAGCACUGGAAAAGUUCUUCGAGGGCUAUGUGAGGCAGCUCGAGAAGAAGAGCCGUGAGGGGGACCAGGCGGGUUUCUACAGGCACCUGAAGAUGAUCGACGUCGAAGGUAAGAGGCCACUUACCUCCCAGAACAUCAAGGACGAGGACGGUAAGGUCCUUCGGGACCCCACGCUUACCCGCCAGCGGUGGGCGCGGUGGUUCCACAAGCUCCUUAACACCAAGUCGCCGACCAUCGACCUGCAUGCGACCGACAGAGUCAAGCAGUGGCCCACGUGCGUUCCGCUCGACGACAUCCCGUCUCUAUUCGAGGUUGAGGAGGCGGUGCGGGGAAUGGCCAACAGGAAGGCCGUCGGGCCGGACGACCUACCGGCUGAGCUGAUCAAGCUGUUCCUGGAUGGAGACCGAGGCUUCCUCCGCGAAUUCCACGCCAUCGUCGUGGACGUGUGGCAGACGGGGAACGUACCGCAGCAGUGGAAGGACGCCACCAUCAAGGUUCUGUUCAAGAAGGGGGACACGAUGGAGUGCGGCAACUACCGGGGCAUCUCUCUCGUUGCACACGCCGGCAAGGUGCUGCUUAAGGUCGUUGCAACACGCCUAAGCCACUACUGCGAGCGAGAGGGCAUCCUCCCGGAGGAGCAGAGCGGUUUCCGCCCACACCGGUCGACGCUCGACAUGCUGUUCGCGAUCCAGCGGCUCCAUGAGCUCGCGAGGAAGAAGAGUACUGCGGUCUUCGCGUGCUUCGUCGAUCUCACCAAGGCGUACGAUUCGGUGGACCGAGAUCUGCUGUGGGACGUGCUCGGACGCUUUGGCGUGCCCCCGAAGAUGCUGGCGGUCAUUCGCCACUUCCACGAGGGCAUGAGGGCGCGGGUUCGAACGGACGACGGGCAGUACUCGGAAUGGUUUGACGUCGGCCAAGGUCUCCGACAGGGGUGCAACCUGGCCCCGCUGCUGUUCAACUUGUUCUCUGCCGCGAUGCGCAUGGUCGCAGUGACCGAGUUCGACAAGGACCCCAAGGUGACGGCGGAUAUGAUCAAGAUCGCAACACGAGUGGAGUGCACGGGCAAGAGGGGCAGGUCGGCGGGGAAGAAGGCGAUGAUGGUGACGGUCGCAGAGGCCCUGUGGGACAUGCUCUACGCUGACGACGCGGCCAUCGUCUCGCUCACGCCGGAGAGCCUCGAAAAGAUGAUGUCCAUCAUCGUGCGCGUGGCCGGCCUGUUCGGACUGAUGGUAUCGGAGCCAAAGACGGAGAUCAUGUGCAUGCUACCGAAAGGGCUGGGGGAACGCCCGUUCGCGGUCAGCGCCGCUGGCCAGACGUACAAGCAGACAGAUCGGUUUGUGUACCUCGGACGUACCAUCUGCGCGGAUGGGAAGGUCGACCGGGAGAUCACGAGCCGCAUCUGCCGAGCAUGGAAGUGCUACCGCCGGAACAGCACUUCGAUGUACGACAGGAAACGGGCCAACCGCCAGCUCAAGAUCCGACUACUCCAGGCUGAAGUGGUGCAGACCCUCCUAUACGGGUGCGCCUCGUGGAGCCUGGCAGCGGAGCACUACACCAAGCUGAAUGGGACCCACCGCCAGUUCCUGACACGGUGUAUCGGCUGGAGCAAGCGGAAGCGCUCAGACCGACCCCUGUCCUACGCCCAGGCCCUCAUCCAGGCCGGCUGCGAGGAAACCAUCGAGGCCACCGUGCGCAAACGGAGGCUGUGUUUUGCGGGCUUCGUUAUGCGCAUGGAGGACAACCGCCUCCCCAAGCGCAUGCUGCUGGGAGCGAUGGCGGGGGGUACCGGAUACCGGGGCGGGCAGGAGAGCGACUGGGUGUAUCGCCUAGGAGAGGACCUCGUGGCGUUUGGCAUGAAAGAGGAGAAGGAGGGGGGGAGAUGGAAAGAGAGCGCCAAGGACCAGGAGGCGUGGUACGACAAGAUCGAGGACGGGGCGGCAUGGUUCAUGAGGAAAUGGCACAGACAGGAGGCGGAAGCAUCCGCGAAGCGCCAGCGCCAGCGCGCGGAGGAAGCAGAGACGGAGAGUACGGCCGCCCCGGGCCUGAAGAGAAAGAGAAUCGGGGAAGCGGCGGGGGGGGGGAAGAAACGGCGACCGGACACUGCUGUAGAAGCGAGUAGGGCGGCCAAGGCCGCGCUUGCGGCGAACGACGUACCCAACUGAUGAUGUUGUCGCACCCUGUGUUCCCUUUUCCCUGCCGUAAGCUGUAUGCUCUUAGUAUUGCCUCCGGCCUCUCUUUGUGCUUUUCUUCUUUCUUUCUUUCUUGUUCUCCAUGCCCUCUCUACGAUGAUCUUGGACGAUACCUCGAGCUCCUUGUUAUUUUUGUUUUUUCCUUUGCUGGCUGCCUGCCACCUCUGCUGCCUCUUUGGUGCGGUGCCUACCCUACACUAAUGCGCUGGUGCAUACUGCACUGCUGUAGUACCUGGUACUGGUGUACGUUGUCCUUCGAUUUUUUUUUUUUUUUGUGGGAAUAUAUAUGUGUUUGUUUUUCGCCCCCCGUCUUGCUGCACCCCCUGGGGUGUGGUGCAGGGCGGGGGAUGCCUGGUCGGCGGGAACCCGGCACGGAACCCUCCGGCGUUGUAGGCGGGUGUGGGAAGCGUUCCCCGUUCUCCUUUUAUUUUAUUUUGAUCGGUCUCCUCGACGCUCUUUCUCGUUUGGUGCGGUAGCUGGUCUUUCUUUCUAUCAUUUUGUUUCUCUUCCGAGUGGUUUUUGUACCCUAUUUGUUUCUGUUUCUUCGUGGGGUCGUGUAUGCCGGGUUUUGAGACCACGGGCUCCCAAUCUUUUUUUUUUAGAGCUAAUGUGAGAAACAACAACAACAACAUCAACUGUUUACCGCAGGGGGUGCAGGCGUUGGUGCAGGUUUAUUUCUGGCCCUCCUGAGCGAAGCUGGCCGGGGAGUGAUCUCCUCCAUCCUACGGCAAGGCAGCACGCUGUACCCACCAGCUACACCACCACUGAAUGACGGAUGCACCAACUAUUCCUCCCUGAAGGGUAGUGACAAAUGGCUAUCGGGAUCGAUCCUGCUUCUUGUGCCCCGCUGUGUCAUCUAUGACGCGACAGCACUGGUAAUAUUGUUGUCUAUUGCCUACACGUGAGGGCGCGGGUUAUUUUGCAGGAUCAUGCGAUAUGCCAUGGUUCUCGUAAAAAUACUGCUCACCAGUAAACGAAUAAAAUUUUAUGCCCGCGACCCUGCAAAAAUACGAUAAUAUCGACGGGUGCGUUAUGGUGCGCUACCGUGUAGGGUUGCGGAGAUAAUGUGGACAACCACCGAGAUCCAAACACCUUUUUUUUUUUGUGCACCUUUUCGCGUCCAUCUUGCGCAGAAAGAUUACGUGAAGUCGCGAGAGCUACAAGCCUUGAAAGACACAUGGGGAGGAGAGCAGGCCGUGUUGGCGCAACUGCGGAAGCUGUUGCAAGGGGCGUCUGCUCUGAUGUUCGCAGUUCGUUCGCCGUCCUUCGAUAAGGCUAAACGCAACACGCUCAUGGAGCAUGCCCGGGACACGGUGGGGGUUUAUGCGGAGUUGCUAGGGAGGGUGAGACGUGAGGACAACCGUGCACUCUGCUCUGCACUACGUCCAGGCCAUUGAAGACCAUGGCCACAUGCCUGAUGCCAGCACGGGCGAACCUGCGCACCAAAGGAACAAGAAGGUCAAUCAUUC
Messenger RNA from Ectocarpus sp. CCAP 1310/34, 4437 nucleotides. The record is from the annotation of a GenBank genome assembly. Lineage: Eukaryota; Phaeophyceae; Ectocarpales; Ectocarpaceae.